UCUCACUGUGUAUUGUUCUUCCAUCCCAAUUUGGAUCAUUCCUCUUAUUGUGUCACUGCACUUCCAUUGCAAAUUGCGGAACAGAUUGCUCCAUUCUGCUGAUUCUCAAGUGCCAGUUCUUCACCCAUUGACUCCUCUUCAUUAAUCUGGGCUGACUGUUCCCUGAUUACUGGUUUUUUUUUUUCAGCGCUGUAAAUACGAUACCUGCAAUUGUAACUCCAAUGAACAAUGUUUGUGUGCUGCCCUAUCAUCUUAUGCAAGAGCCUGUGCUUCCAAAGGAGUCAUGCUGUGGGGCUGGAGAAAUGUGGUCUGCAACAAAGAAGAAACUUCUUGCCCAGCCAACCAGGUUUUCCGCUACAAUCUAACCACAUGCCAACAGUCCUGCCGUUCUCUUUCUGAUGGAGAUAAGUACUGCUUGGAAGGUUUCACUCCGGUCGAUGGCUGUGGCUGUCCUGACAAUACCUAUGUGAAUGAGAAAGGCACCUGCGUGUCUAUGUCUUAUUGCUCCUGUCAUCAUCAAGGCUUAUAUGCACAACCUGGAGAAUCUAUCAUGAAGGAUGGCAAGCGCUG
Molecule: messenger RNA, 570 nt
Organism: Thamnophis sirtalis
Lineage: Eukaryota; Metazoa; Chordata; Lepidosauria; Squamata; Natricidae
Source: RefSeq, a predicted model, not a curated record